AUGAAUCCAAAACUUGCUAAAUUACUUUCAAAAUCCGAUUUUGAGAAUUAUAUUAAGUCUCUUUUAGGAUUGAGUAUCACAAGGAAUGCCAUCUUACCAGUUGUUUUUGAUAGAAUAAAGGAAUUCCAAGAGAAAUGUUUGGCAGCUAUUUGUGAGAAAAACAAUUUACCUCCGGGUACCAUAUGUACAAAAUGUCCUACGAAAAAAAUUAUUGCCAGUUCUCUUUCAGACAAUAGUGAUAAUGAGAGUGGCUGCCAAUAUAAAAUUUGUAAUCUCUUCAAAAAUGAAAUUGAAGAAAACCAUCGCUAUGAUAAACCUUCAUACUUAAAUAGUGACGCAAAAUUGUGGUGCAGCAAUCCGUGGGAACUUGCUAAGUGUUUUAUGCCACGAGAUGGAUAUAGACAUAUCACAUGCAAAGAGGAAACUGACUUCAAUGGAGUAAUAAAUGUUGUCAUCAACCAUAAAAUGUUUCCGAAUGAUGAAAUCUUUCAACAGGUCAGAGAAAUUUCAAGAAAAAUUCGGCAUAAUCCUAACUUACAAAUAAGUAAUGAGGAUUUUCAAAAGAACCUUGAAAUUCUUAACAAUAUACUGGCUCACAGAGAAUUCUUUGAUAGAGCCAAAGAUGGAAGAGAGGACCUAGAACAGCUCAGAGUGAUAAGUCUGAUACAAUGUGAAGAAAAGUAUACUGACAUAGACCCAGCAGAUAAACUAAAAACCGAGCUAAACAGCCAUUUUAGGCCUGAAGAUGUAACUAUGGUGUUACAGAUUCUCAAAGAAGUGCUACAAAAAAUGCAAGAAGAAGAAAAUGAGGAAAAACAUGAAAUGCCAAAUCUUUGUUCAUCCAAUGGCAAACUUAUAAAGCUGAAUGAUUGUCAACUGAAAGGGAUUCUACAAAACUGUGAAAAGUCACCUGUAGUAGGUGGGUUUGGAAAAGUUCACAUAUCAAAGACAAAAGUACCCGGUUUAGAUAUUCGUGUCAUUGUGAAGGAGAUAAUAUGUGAAGACACUGAAUUAACCAAGAUUUCUACGACAUUCAACGAGAAGAUAUCAAGACGGGUUAUGCAUUUUGCUAUUGUUCCAUUGAUUGGGUUUAUAAAUCAAGAAGUUGUAAAAAAAAACAAUAUUCAAAGGAUCACCAAAAGAUACUAUUUCCUGUCACCAUAUCUUGAAAACGGAAGUUUGCGCUUAUGUUUAGAGAGAGAUGCCAGCGAAGAAGAUAUUAAAAUGAAACAUAGGCGUCGUAUUGAAAUACUUUUUCAAGUUGCGUCGGCUAUUCAUUAUCUACAUUCACCUGUUAAAGGAUACAGGGGCAUUGUCCUGCAUAUGGAUAUCACGUCCUCAAAUAUUGUGUUAGAUGAACACUUCAAUGCAAGAUUGAUCGACUUUGGUCUUGCACGUGAAAUGAACGAAUACCAGACAAAGGUGACACUUACUCAGAGUAAACCACAUGGAACUCCAGGUUAUACCCGAUCAAAAACAUCCACAUCAAAGAAAUAUCUUACAGUUUAUGAUGAUUACUACAAUUUUGGUGUAG
Messenger RNA from Ruditapes philippinarum (Manila clam), 1534 nucleotides. RefSeq lists its product as uncharacterized. NCBI's taxonomy places the organism in Eukaryota, Metazoa, Mollusca, Bivalvia, Venerida, Veneridae. Gene Ontology annotation, molecular function: protein kinase activity; ATP binding. Gene Ontology annotation, biological process: protein phosphorylation. The record is from RefSeq and is a predicted model, not a curated record. Gene Ontology annotation, cellular component: plasma membrane. The annotation marks the transcript as partial. The transcript is spliced from 8 exons.